GCCAGUGCGCCCCCUUGAGGCUCGGAGGGACCGGGAGGAAAACGACCGGCCCCGUUCCCGGAGGUCCGAGAUAGUGCGGGGAGAGCACCGACAUGGCGAGGUUCUAUGGAAGUACCCACAGCCCGUGUUUUCCCAGGCAACACGCAAAGACGUUGUGGUAUGACCGUCCGCGGUAUGUUUUCCUGGAGUUCUGCGUGGAGGACAGCACAGAUGUUCAGGUCAUCAUCGAGGAUCACCGAUUGGUGUUCAGUUGCAGAAACGCAGAUGGAGUAGAAUUCUACAAUGAGAUCAAUUUGUAUGCCAGAGUGAACUCCAAGGACUCACGAGAGAAGCGCUCUGACCGCUCCAUCACGUGCUUUAUGAGGAAGUGGAAGGAGAAAGUGGCCUGGCCCCGCAUCACCAAGGAAAACAUCAAGCCAGCCUGGCUCUCCGUUGACUUUGACAACUGGCGAGACUGGGAAGGGGACGAGGAGGUGGAGAGGGCCAUGGUGGAGGAGUAUGCAGAGCUCCUGCAGAAGGUGACGGACAAAGCCCCUCCUCCGACCAUGGAUGACCUGGAUUUCGCCACGAGGGUGGUGUCGUGCCGGGAGGCCGAGCUGCGGCCCGAGGGCGGCGGGGAGCCGACGCGCGGCUUCCAGGUGGUGCUGGAGGACACGAUCCUCUUCCCCGAGGGCGGCGGGCAGCCCGAUGACCGCGGCCUCAUCGGCGCCGUCCCAGUGCUGCGCGUCACCCGGCGCGGCGCCCAGGCCGUACACUUCGUGGAGACGGCGCUGGAGCCGGGCAGCGCCGUGCUGCUGUCGUUGGACUGGGAGCGCCGCUUCGAUCACAUGCAGCAGCACUCGGGACAGCACCUCAUCACUGCCAUGGCAGAGCGGAUGUUUGGAUUCAAAACAACUUCAUGGGAGCUGGGCCGGCAGCAGAGUGUCAUUGAGCUGGACACCCCCUCCAUGACCACAGAGCAAAUGGCAGCGCUGGAGCAGAGCGUGAAUGAGAAGAUCCGAGAGAGGAUACCUGUGACAGUGCGGGAGUUGGCUGCAGAUGACUCUGAGGUUGAAACAGUGAGAAGCCGUGGCUUACCAGUUGACCAUACGGGGCCAGUUCGAGUUGUAGACAUUGAAGGCAUAGACUCCAACAUGUGCUGUGGGACUCAUGUCUCCAACCUGAGUGACUUGCAGGUUAUUAAACUUCUUUGCACAGAGAAAGGGAAAAAGAACAAAACCAACUUGGUUUUCCUGGCAGGAAAUAGAGUGCUGAAGUCAGUUGAACAAAGUCACCGUACUGAGAAGGCCCUGACCUCACUGCUGAAAAAUGGACCAGGUGAGCAUGUAGAGGCCGUGAAGAGAUUGCAGAGUUCUGUGAAACUGCUUCAGAAGAAUAAUUUGAACCUGCUAAGAGACAUUGCUGUUUUGAUAGCCCGGGAUUUCAAAAGCAAACCUGUUCAAAGUCCGCUGUUUGUGUUACACAGGAAAGAGGGUGACUCUGAGUUUAUGAACAUCAUUGCUAAUGAGAUUGGGAAAGAGGAAAUCCUGCUGUUCCUGACUGUGGGAGAUGAAAAAGAAGCAGGACUCUUUCUUCUAGCUGGCCCUGUUGAAGCAGUUGAGAAUUUAGGUCCCAGGGUGGCAGAGCUGCUGGAAGGCAAAGGAGCUGGGAAGCGAGGCCGCUACCAGGGCAAGGCAACCAAGAUGAGUCGUCGAGGAGAAGUGCAAGCUCUGCUCCAGGAAUUCAUCAGUCAACAGAGAGAUGAAGCAUAAAGAAAGAAUUUUAAAAGUAGGGCUGUCAUCCCUGCUUUGUAUGAUCUCCACUAAGUUCUCUCCCAGAAAAUAAAGACAAAAAAAAUCUCACAUAAAAUCCCAUGUAGUUAGGAAGGACUACUACUCCAUGUCUCUCCAGCUUGCCAUUUCUGCCAGCAGUCCCCAAGGCUGCUAUAACUUCAGCUGCAGAAGCAAAAGGGGCACUGAAGAGCCAUGGUCAAAAAACACCUGAUAUGGGUCUAGGUAUUGUUUUUUUUCCCUCCUAGAACCAGCAUGGCAGGUUUAGUCCAGAUGUUCAUAAUAAACAGAAAAAUAGAGACAGACAAAUCUCCAUCUUAAAGAUGUUUAUCGUGAGUGUAUAGGAUAGCAGCAGCCUCACAUGGUUUCCUCGCUUGCCUAUGUUGCGCUGUCACUCAACGAACAGCAGAGCCCUCUGCCAGCUAUUGAGCUGUUUGUGAGUAGCAGGAUCAGGCUAAGGGACAAGGCUGUGCAGGCCAUCAGCUCCUGUUGUGACACUUUACUGCAGGAGGAGGGGAAGCAGCAGUCCUUUUUCCCGACACGCAGGGUGCCCAGAGGUGCUGGCUGCAUCCUUGCCCAGCUAGACUGACAACUUGGUCAACACUGUCCUUUCCCAGUCAGUGGAAACCUGGGAGUUACUAAUCUAGGUAAGCUUCCUAUUGAAGCUUUUCCUGUGAAAAACAAGCUUCACAGCUGAACUCCAUCUUUAGAUGUUUACAGCCCACUUUGCCCACUUUGAUGGGAUGUUUACAGCCCACUUUCCCACUUUGAUGGGAUUUUAACAUGGGACUCGAAUGAUUUGCUGUUUGGUCUUUAUCACCCUGUGCAUGCAGCAUUAGACACCAUAUCUGAGCUGCAUGCACCUUGUACGUGCACUGUCUCUGACAGUUGCCAGCAUGCACUGAUUGCUGUCAUGAGCUUUAACCGUGCUUUGUGGGUUUACGUACUGGAGUCACUCCUAUCACAGUCAGCUGUUCUGCUAAUGGGGCAGGGUACAGGGGGUGUGGGAUUGCCAAGCAGCACUGCACCGGCCCCACACAGACCUGCUGGGUCUUGAAGCUCUACUUGCUGCCCUCAGUAGUGAGGUGGCACAAAUGUGUUUUCAUUGCUGGCGUGUGGUGCAUACAGGGUCCCUGAAUAAAGAGCACAAAAGCAGCUUUGC
Molecule: messenger RNA, 2931 nt
Organism: Lagopus leucura (white-tailed ptarmigan)
Lineage: Eukaryota; Metazoa; Chordata; Aves; Galliformes; Phasianidae
Product: putative protein PTGES3L
Exons: 17
Coding region: 93-1751 (552 amino acids)
Biological process (GO): alanyl-tRNA aminoacylation; protein folding; regulation of translational fidelity
Cellular component (GO): cytosol; nucleus
Molecular function (GO): alanine-tRNA ligase activity; Ser-tRNA(Ala) deacylase activity; protein-folding chaperone binding
Source: RefSeq, a predicted model, not a curated record